Molecule: messenger RNA, 717 nt
Organism: Lindgomyces ingoldianus
Lineage: Eukaryota; Fungi; Ascomycota; Dothideomycetes; Pleosporales; Lindgomycetaceae
Exons: 7
Coding region: 1-717 (238 amino acids)
Source: RefSeq, a predicted model, not a curated record
AUGCGCACUAGGAUCCGAAGGACAAGGAACAAGGAUACGCGUAGACGACGCGGUGCCUUUGAUUCGUUGCACGGGCUGGGAAUGACUCCUUUUAUGCGGGAUCGGUUGUUGGAUGAUGACGAGGGAGAUCGUGUAGUUUUGAUGGUAGCAAGCAGUAGAGCAGAAUCUUUGAAAGGCCAGGAUAAUCAGGCACAGGCACAGGCACAGGAACGAAUCAUCGCGAUACGCUGCAAAUGGAACCAAAAUAGUGGUUGCCAUGUAUGUAUGUAUAUUUUUGACCCGAAUCAUGGGCACUUCCCCUCGCCGCACUCCUCCCUCCCUAUCCUUCAAAAUAUCCAAAUGUUCGCUCUAACCAGCUGUCUAAAUUGUGGCGUAACCUGCUUCCCUCGUAUCGAAACUGCACAAUCGCUUCAUACGACAAAGUGGAAACCUGAUUUUGAGAGACGCAGUGAAUAUGCUAUGCUAGCGGCGCUAACUCGCGCUGAAGCUGCUUGGGCUUUGCCUCAGAUAUCCAUUCUCCUCAUGCUAAUCACCGAGUACAUAUCAGAGCAAACAAAUCGCAUCGCCGAAGUCUUUCAGAAUACAUUGGAGGAAAGGCAGAACACAAGGCCGGGGUAUGCUGGGUAUGUUCGGCGGGAAAGGGUGGCACAAGGCGCUUGCCGCAUCGCUCGCUUAGAUGCCGCCGGUGGUAUCAUCCUCGAACGAACCAGAAAAUAG